This is a messenger RNA of Sphaeroforma arctica JP610, 1419 nucleotides long. RefSeq lists its product as hypothetical. NCBI's taxonomy places the organism in Eukaryota, Ichthyosporea, Ichthyophonida. The transcript has a single exon. Bases 964 to 1416 code for a protein of 150 amino acids. The record is from RefSeq and is a predicted model, not a curated record.
GGGUAUGAUGCACCUUGGCCUUUAUGAUGUACUCUUUUUGUGUGUGUGUAUUAUAUACUUGCUACAACAUGCAAUCGUUUUCUCAGUACUUUUUAUAUAGCUAAUUGAUUGGUGCAUUGGGCGUAGAAGUGUAAAAGUGUAGGUUAGUAUGGCGGAGAAUAGUGAUGACACUGGGCGAACGACAGCUACGGAUACUGACACCAGCACCCAUUUUCAAAAGGGUAUGGCUAUGUCUAACUCGGAGUAUGUGCGAUCAACUAUCAAGAAGGUGCAGCCGAUUAACAUUGAUGCUAUUGAGGGCGCAAGUCAGUAUAGCUGUUUAAAACUUUAUCGAGGGACAACAAAAGAACGGAAACUGAAUUUCGCAGCCACAAAGUUGAAAGUUGACGGUGACGUUUGUAACAAAGCUACCUGUGGGUAUUGCGACGGCACUAAAAUUUAAUCGCAAGAAUGCUAAUAAUACUGUAAUACACUAUGAGAAGAAGCACGCCAAACAAUGAUACGCCGACGUUAGUAAACUAGUAUCUAAAGGGGUCGAAAAAAAAGGCCAAGAAAGGCCAUCAGCAGAGUUGUAUUGGAAAUUUGGUUAAUGUAGCAAACAACCACAGCUGAGAUACACUGCCUCAACAAGGCUAGCUGAUUUAUACUGAGUUUUUUUGUAGCCAAGAACGAUCUUCCUUUCGAGUUGGGCAAAAAACCCGAGCUUAGACAAUGGAUUAAUGCCGCAAUGGCAGUACCAAUCAACGUUCAGUCACAAUAUAACCCCGCAACCCCUGAUGCAACACGAAAGUAUCUGCCUAUACUUGAGAAGGCGAUCAAAAGCAAUUCUAUUUCAAGGUGGUGAGAAGUUCUCAAGUUGUAAAUGACAUGCAACAAAUAGUAAUCUAUUUUCAUAGUUUGCUGGUACCAAAAGUCAACGCCCGUGAGAAUUAAAUUCGAGUUCAAGAAAAUGUGUUGAAUCGUAUGAGAGAUCAGUACCUUGAACAGCUGCAAGCCACACACCGGGCAUAUUUUCUUUCGCAGGAUUUGAAAAAGGAAAUAAAGAGAUUGAAAACACAAAAGUCGAAUCUGUACACUGUGAUAUCGCACAAAUCGUCUGAUAUGGCCGCUGUCAAGAAGGGUCUGAAAGAUACAAAGGAAGAGCUCGCUACCAUUGAGCCCACUAUCAUUUACAAGCUUCAUGACGAGGUGAAAUUUAAAACCGACAAUCUCACUUUUGUUCAGACCAAGGAUAGAGAUCAAUACAUCGAGCACCUGAAUAAUAUGAAAAUCAAGCUCUACAACUUUCUCGAAUCAAAGAUAUCGCAGAUGAGCAAGAAGACUAUCGAAAUCGUCGAAAUGGAUGAUUCGGAGGAGAUCGCGGUGACUCGCAAUGUUUUCAAGAGACGCCGAUGCAUUGACACUAUUGGUGAAUGAAUC